AUGGCUGCCAUCUUCAGCUGUGACAAGUGCUCCGAGGCAUACGCCAGCCCAGCAGACCUGGACCAUCACCGUCAAAUCCACGACUUCAACCACGAUCCCCGUCGAUUUGCUAGCCCAGCCAACGGAUCCAGAUCUCGGUCGAAGACUGUUGGCCAAGCCCGCGUUGAGCAAGUUGUUGCUACUCCGGUCGUUGCCACUCGCUGUUUCUUCUUUUGUUCUACAUGUAAUACUCGAGUUGAUUCUCCUUCCGAUCUGACAAGGCACAACGAACAAUAUCAUCAGUCAGCAAGCAUGGGAAAUGAGAACGGCAUACUUGAAGGCGAUACGCCUCAGCCUCCCCGUGAGAUACCAAGCCCAGAGCCAUCUUGGAGCCCUAGCUCGGCUUUCGGACCGCCUGCAUCUUGGGAACAAGGAAUGCAGAUGCAGAGCGCACCUCCAGUCAACUACUCGCCUAUCGAUCCUGUCCACCCUCCUAGCUCUCCCCCAGACUUGGUUGUUACUGUAUUCAGUCCGCAAUAUGUGGCUCACAUGCCGCCCAUUCCAGCAUCAAAUGCAAUCCAGACAGGCAAUGUCAGCUGGAUUGACUUUCUGGUUCCCAUUGAGGGACACGAGCCUUACAACCAAAUUGUUGAGUAUGAGGAUCCCAACUUUUCCCCAUUAAGUGACCAAUUCUGGCUGAGACCUAUUGAUAUGAAUCUCAGCGGCUACCAUUUCCCAAGCGACGUGCUAUCAGUAUCCCUGGAAAGCCUGGGGCUCCUUUUCGAUGUUGGUGGUGUUCCACGUAUAUAUGAGGCGGUUGAAGCACAGGCGCCAUUUCUCCCUGCAAUGAAUCUGCUCAAUCAGCUUUGCGCCAACUACUUUUCGUACUGGCAACCAAAUCAGCCCGUCUUUCAUACUGCUACAUGGAGUUUCAUCGAUUAUCCUAUGGCGCUGGUCAGCGCAAUGGCUUGCGUUGGCUCGACCUUUACUCAAGAGAGUCAAGUCCAACGACAAGCGAGUUACAUCAAUGAACGAUGUAUCUCGGAAAUAAGCCGUCUGACUGACGGCUCUCCGCAACACCAAGAUAUUGAAUAUAUAGCUGCGCUGUGCAUUCACCAGACAUAUUUGAUUGGAUCUGGCCACGAUGAAAUUCAUCAGCAUGCGGACAGAGUUCGCAGUUACAUGAUUCAGGGCCUGCAAGCACAGAACCUGCUGGGCCCCAAUCUCUUUGACCCCAACGAUAUAAUGCCUCCGCCUUCCUUGACUCCUGAUGCAGUACACAUAGAAUGGUGCGCAUGGGUCAACCACGAGCAAAAACUUAGAGUGGCCUGGAUGGUGUUUGAGUAUGACUGCAGCCUCUCACUCCUCACUGGCCGCCCUUGUGCUAUAGCGCUGGGCCAUCUGCCUACAGUAUUCCCCUGCGAGGAUGCACUUUAUAAUGCUCCAAACGCGUAUGCUUGGGCUGAACUUGUUUCGAAAGACGCAAGCCUUCAGGGACCAGAAGUCUCUAGUAUCAUAACCCUGACGCUAAACAGACUCAAUCUCCCUCAGACAACGUCUUCGUGGACCAAACGCCUUUGCGCGCAUAUUUUCGAAAGGCUCCUGAAAGGCCUUUUGGACCCUGACCAGCAGAAUAACACAAUCACUAGUGCUAGAGAAAUCAAUUUACACCUGACGUCUUCUUUCUCAAGCAUUCAGAUGAAGCUUCUUUGGAGUAUCAGCUAUUUGGGCAAGUCGGCUUCGAUCUAUAACCAGUCGCCCGCCACCCUUCAGACCACAAGGAACGUUGAUGAUUAUGACAUGCUAUCCACGUUCAAGUUGAAUUACCAAUCCAAUCACUUUGGCCUGUGCACUCGCAUCAUGUAUGCGAUAAGAUUCAUCACUCUCGCAGCCAUUUCGUCCCCGUCGGAUAGCCACCACGCAGAAUUACCUGUAAUGCAACAAAGGCUUAUCCUUGAACUCGCCAGCGUACCACAUCACGCUCGGCUCUACGUCUAUAACGCGGGGCAAAUGUUCAGAACUGCCAGGGAGAGUCCCCUCGUUACGCCGGUCGACUACCUGCGCAUCUUUACAGCCUAUCUCGCCAUUCUUGCGUUUGUCAAGUAUGGCCCUUCUUCGAGGUAUGACGUCCCUGGCGUCGACCCAUUUCAUGCAGAUGUGUUUCCAUUCUUCCCUACGAGCAGCGAUAGAUGGCUCGAGCAUGGCGGCCCGGCUACGGUCGGCGAGUGUGGUGUCUUUUACCCCGGGUGCUCGACGGAGCUCAUCAUGCGGGAUGCUUAUAGGGAACUCUGUAGCCCAGGUGGUUGGAAACUGAAGCGGAGGUUUUAUUGUGUUCUGGGUCGCUUUAACGCUCUUGAAGUGCGGCGCAAUUGA
Messenger RNA from Trichoderma atroviride IMI 206040, 2352 nucleotides. RefSeq lists its product as uncharacterized. Gene Ontology annotation, biological process: DNA-templated transcription; regulation of transcription by RNA polymerase II. Gene Ontology annotation, molecular function: zinc ion binding; DNA-binding transcription factor activity, RNA polymerase II-specific; RNA polymerase II cis-regulatory region sequence-specific DNA binding. Gene Ontology annotation, cellular component: chromatin. The record is from RefSeq and is a predicted model, not a curated record. NCBI's taxonomy places the organism in Eukaryota, Fungi, Ascomycota, Sordariomycetes, Hypocreales, Hypocreaceae.